AUGGCUUCUGAUGGAAACAGACUGCCUUUGCUGUGCACAUUUUGCAAGCAGGUGACAGUACGACUUGCUACCCAUCUUCGUAGAGAGUGCAACAAAAAUGCCACUGAUGAUGAGAUCAAGAUCCAAACUGACGAAGCUCGGAGCAAUGCAAGAAGGAUUCUUACAAACCUUAGCAAAGUCAAUUACAAGGAUUUGGAAGCAGGCAUGAAAAGCACUCAGUCACUGGCAUUCAUGACUAAGCUGCUUGAGUCAAGUGGUGUCACCAUUGUUGACAAACCAUUGGAGACAGCAAGAUCUCAAAUGCAGGAAGAAGCUUCUGAUGUGGACCCAGAAGUGGAUCAAGGUGCAAGGACUGUUUGCACCUUCAAGGACAACGAACUUGGAAAACACAGUGAAUAUUCAGUGCUACUGGUCGAAUUCCGUAGAUAUCUGGAGCAGCAUUACUCCAAAACUUCCAGCAUACAUGAUCUUAACAAUGUAUCAAGAUUCCUCCAUUUCAUGGAUUCCCAACAAGUUUCUGUUUCUGUCCUUCAUAAUCAUGAAAAGAUAGUGGAAUUUUUUGACAGAAUUUCAAGAUUCAGCUCCACAACUCAGCGAAACUACUUCCACAGUGUCAAAAAGUUCAUCACAUAUGUGGCAGCAGAGGAGAAAUUGAUUGCUGAGGACCCAUCUCUUCGUGGAUCUGUCGAACGCUGCUUUAAGUGUUUAUCGAAAAUACAAAAGAACAGUGGCAAGACAGCACCUGAAGAACAGAAACGGAAAGCAGUGAACCCGGAAGAUUGUGUUGAAGCCCUGAGAAUUGCCCGGCCGUACUUUUUAGAAAAUAUUGAUACAGCGAACUCAGGACUCACACUUGAUGAAAGAGACAGAAUAGCAGUACUCCAUUUCCUGGAAUGUGUCCUGGUAGUGGGCCACCUGCACAGGCCAUCUAUAAUCCAGGAUAUGACUGUUAGGCAUUGGCUUGAGAGAAAACAUUGCACAUGCCAGGAAGAGGGAGAUUCUAUAAGAGUUGCUGUCAUCAAGGUGGAUGCAGGUGACUCUCAGAAAACGAUUGUCCUUUCAGAGACAGAGGAGAUGUGGUUAGACACUUUCUUCAUGAAGAUCCGUCCUCAUUUCCUUAAGAAAGGCAAAGGGAGUGAGUGCUUUUUCCUGUCCAGCAAGGGAGAUAAAGUCAGCAAUCCAUCUGCUCAUAUCGGACGAUUUCAGCAACGGUUCAAUGCUUGCUCAUCGACCGGACAGGAAGCAAGAGCCAUUUUCACUGAGGUUAUCCUGACUAGUUGCCAAAAAGAAGAUCAAGAUAUUCUGUAUAAUUACCUGCAAUCCAAUAUGAAGUCAGCUGAGGGGAAAAUGUUGGAAUUUCUGCAUGCUGCUCUUCUUGUCCCCAAGCUCCAAUUCACCUGGACAAGCUCUUCAGCCUCACAAGAUACACAAUCGGAUUUGUUCGAUUACUAUGACAUGGAACCCGAAUGUGCCCCUAUUAAUGAGAGAGAGAUGGCCUACAAGAUCUUAUUCGAAAAUUUUCCCGUCGGACUUGACAACCGUGGCCCAACACUAAAAGACACACAGAAAAUAUCAGAUAUGCAUGGCAAGUACUGCUAUGACAGGUGGAGAAGGCAGCAGUACAAACAACGCCGUGAUGAUAUAAUUGCGCAAUUCAAGACAAACAAACCAACGUUGCACCAGGUGACAAAUUACAUACAGAGACAAGGUUGGCAAAGCAAUAUCCCCUCAGGCUAUGACAUUUUUCAAUACUGGGAGCCAAAGCAUCAUAGAGGCAAAGUUGACAUCAAUGCUCAAUUGAUGGAACUCAUAAAAUCUCAGAUGUGGCCAGGACUUUCUAUAGUCAGCGACCGGGUAAAGGGAGAAAAACUGGUCACACAAACCCCGAUCAAGAAAGGAGAUUUUGUUUGCGACUAUCACGGACCGAUUAUACUUGCGAAGAGAGGAGAAGAUAUGAUGUCAGCAAGAAGUGAAGAAGAAUCGGGUUAUUUCUUCUUUUUCAAAGACAGGGAAAAUAAGAGAGUUUGCAUGAUGCUCAAAAUGUCCCCUGCCCUUGCCACCCAGAAAUAG
This is a messenger RNA of Bufo bufo (common toad), 2070 nucleotides long. RefSeq lists its product as uncharacterized. The transcript is spliced from 10 exons. The record is from RefSeq and is a predicted model, not a curated record. The coding region runs from base 1 to 2070 and encodes 689 amino acids. NCBI's taxonomy places the organism in Eukaryota, Metazoa, Chordata, Amphibia, Anura, Bufonidae.